Messenger RNA from Diabrotica balteata, 1255 nucleotides. NCBI's taxonomy places the organism in Eukaryota, Metazoa, Arthropoda, Insecta, Coleoptera, Chrysomelidae. The record is from the annotation of a GenBank genome assembly.
CUGUAGUACAAGUUAAAAUGUCUAAUACUUGUGAUAAAACCGAAUACCAUUUAAAAUGCAAAGAUUGUAAUAGAUUAUUUAAAUCUGAUAAGGAGCUACAGACUCAUGUUAAACUUAUCCAUGAUGUUCAGUGCGAAUUGUGUGAUAAAUCGUUUAGAUCUGUUGAGGAAAUGGAGUCUCACCAUAGAAUCGAACAUUUGGCAAUGAAAUGUCCAUAUUGCGAUAAACUCUACAAAUCAGAUGAGCAAAUGCGGCAACAUAUUAGAUACAAACAUCAUUUCCCAUGUGAAUUGUGUAACAAAUCUUUUUCAUCCUAUGAGAAACUAAAUAAUCAUGACAUAUACGUACAUUUAACAAUUGAAUGUCCAAGUUGUAAUAAUUUAUUCUUCAGAAGCGAUGAGGAUCUACUUAACCAUAUUAAACUGGACCAUCUCAAUUUACGUUGCCUUGGUUGUGGUAAAUGGUUUCAUUCCGAAGAGCUCAGAAAUGUUCACCUUAGACAGAAGCAUCGAAAGUCCAUGGCAUUUUCGAAGUAAGGUGUAUAUAUGUUGAAUAUUUCUAUUUCCUUAUACGAUACAUUGCAAAUAAAAAAUAAGGAGCUGAAGGAAGACAUAAAUAAUUUAAAAAUGUUAUAAAGAUUUUUAAAAAGUGCAAAAAGAUAAAAUAACUACUAUGUUUAUAGUCCAGGAAAAUAAGUUUUUUUCGGGACACUGGCCCAAUCACGUUGCAAAUGGGUUUUUUGGAUAUCAUAUACCUAACACAUUAGAAAUACAAAAAUACCCAUUACAAAUAAGGAUCAAAAAGGGCAGUUUUUCACCUCUACAGGUAAAACUAGUGUAAUUUAAUAUAUUAUUUAAAAUACUUGUAGAGUACUUGUAGAGUACUGAUCUUUUAGUAGAUGGGCAAAGGUUUAAAAUGUCAGUUUUUGAAAUUUUGUCGGAUCAUUUAUUGUUUCGGAAAUUGCAAAAUAAAGCUAAAAUUUUGAAAAUCACAAAUUUGUUAUAACUCUUGCAAAAAUUAACCUAGGGUUUUAAUAUUGCAUGAAAAGUUAAGUCAAGUAGUCCUUAUAAUGCAUAAACAAUUUCAAGACAGUUUGUCAAUUAGUUUUCAGUCAGUGAUUCUGCGGGAUUCACAUGAAAGUAAAGGACUUAUGUUUUAAUAUAUUUAAAAAAAUCAAUGUCAUUUCUAUCAUUGCAAAAACAUUUUACUAAAGUCAUUUUUGGCUUAUAAAUAAUUUGAAUAACUUUGUUAAUAU